Molecule: messenger RNA, 3748 nt
Organism: Sander lucioperca (pikeperch)
Lineage: Eukaryota; Metazoa; Chordata; Actinopteri; Perciformes; Percidae
Gene: asap2b
Product: ArfGAP with SH3 domain, ankyrin repeat and PH domain 2b
Exons: 28
Coding region: 363-3365 (1000 amino acids)
Biological process (GO): positive regulation of GTPase activity
Cellular component (GO): cytoplasm
Molecular function (GO): protein binding; GTPase activator activity
Source: RefSeq, a predicted model, not a curated record
GAGUGAGACCUCCCACUCCGUGUCCCCGCCCUACUCGGUGCGGCUUCCUCAGGUGUUUUCAGACUGGGACGGGACUGUCCGAGCGCUGCAGGCCUUACCUCCGCGGAACAAAUCAUGGGAAUACAAUUCAGAACUGCACCCGGAGUUUAAGAACAAUCUGAUGUAAGACGUUCAGCUAUGAGGAGGACUGAUUACCGGACACAGGAGAGGAUCUUUGCUGCGUGUUUCUGACACACAGCGGAUUACUUCAACUUGAAGUCAGCGCAGGUGUGGCUGCUGUCUGCUAUCACCCGGGGCAGGCUGCGAGGAUUUGGCUGCUUUUUUAUUUUAAAGUUGACAGUUUGUGUGGUUGAGGGCUCACCAUGCCGGAGAUCAUUACUGUGAAUGAGUUUAUAGCGGAGACUAAUGAGGACUACAAAGCUCCAACAACAUCCAGCUUCACCACUCGGAUGUCCCACUGUAGGAAUACAGUGGCGGCUCUGGAGGAGGCUCUGGACGUGGACCGAUCCGUUCUGCACAAGAUCAAGAAGUCGGUGAAGGCGAUCCACUCAUCUGGUCUGGCGCACGUGGACAACGAGGAGCAGUUCAUCCAGUCCCUGGAGAAGUUCGGCGACAACUGCGUCUGCAGAGAUGACGCCGAGGUCGGCUCGGCCUUCCUCAAGUUCUCCGUGUUCACCAAAGAGCUGACGUCGCUCUUCAAAAACCUGUUGCAGAACAUGAACAACAUCAUCACGUUUCCUCUGGACAGCCUUCUGAAGGGAGACCUGAAGGGAGUCAAAGGGGAUCUAAAGAAGCCGUUUGACAAAUCCUGGAAGGAUUAUGAGACCAAAGUAGUGAAGAUCGAGAAGGAGAAGAGGGAACACGCCAAGCAGCACGGGAUGAUUCGCACGGAGUUCAGCGGCGGAGAGAUCGCCGAGGAGAUGGAGAAGGAGAGACAACUCUUCCAGCUGCAGAUGUGUGAGUAUCUCCUUAAAGUGAACGAGAUCAAAGUGAAGAAAGGCGUCGACUUCCUGCAGAACCUCAUCAAGUAUUUCCACGCUCAGUGCAAUUUUUUCCAGGACGGACUGAAAGCCGUCGAGAGUCUGAAACCAUCUGUAGAGAAGCUGACGACAGAGCUGACGACGAUUAAGCAGACUCAGGACGGCGAGAGGAAACAGCUGACUCAGCUCCGAGACGUCCUGAAGGCGUCUCUGCAGUCCGAGCAAAAAGAGGAUGCUCAGAACAAACAGAGUGCCGGUUACAGCCUCCAUCAGCUGCAGGGCAACAAGGCGCACGGCACUGAGCGCUCCGGAUUCCUCUACAAGAAAAGUGAGGGACUGAGGAAGGUUUGGCAGAAGAGGAAGUGCUCGGUGAAGAACGGUUUCCUGACCAUCUCCCACGGCACGGCUAACACACCUCCAGCCAAACUGAACCUGCUCACCUGCCAGGUGAAGAGGAAUCCGGAGGAGAAGAAAAGCUUCGACCUGUUCUCACACGACAGGACGUAUCACUUCCAAGCCGAGGACGAAGCAGAGUGUCAGAUCUGGGUGUCGGUGCUGCAGAACAGCAAGGAGGAGGCGCUGAACGCUGCGUUUAAAGGCGAUCAGGACGAAGGAGAGAACAACAUCGUGCAGGAGCUGACCAGAGCCAUCGUCGAGGAAGUGAAGAGGAUGAGCGGCAACGACAGCUGCUGCGAUUGCGGAGCCGCUGGUCCCACCUGGCUGUCCACCAACCUGGGGGUGCUGAUCUGCAUCGAGUGUUCGGGGAUCCACCGGGAGAUGGGGGUCCACUACUCGCGGAUCCAGAGUCUGGACCUGGACGUCCUGGGAACCUCCGAGCUGCUGUUGGCGAAGAACGUGGGAAACGCCAGCUUUAACGAGAUCAUGGAGGCGGAGCUGUCGGCGCAGGACGUCACCAAACCCGACCCGAGCAGCGACAUGCAGACGAGGAAGGAUUUUAUCACAGCCAAGUACACGGAGAAGCGUUGGGUCCGGCGUGUCUGCGGCGACGCGGCGUCCAGACUGAAGCAUCUGUGUGACGCCGUGAUGAACCGAGACAUCGAGGCUCUGAUCCAGGUCUACGCAGAGGGGGCGGACCUGCGGGACACCAUCCCAAUACCCAACCAACACGAACCUGAAGAGACGGUGCUCCACCUGGCGGUCCGAAUGGUCGACAGGAACUCGCUCCACAUCGUCGACUUCCUCGCCCAAAAUAGUGGGAACCUGGACAAGCAGACGGCCAGAGGAAGCACAGCGCUGCAUUACUGCUGUCUGACUGAUAACAGCGAGUGUCUGAAGCUGCUGCUGAGAGGGAAGGCUUCAGUCUCCAUCACCAACGAAGCCGGAGAGACGCCGCUGGACCUCGCCAAACGCCUCCGACACACUCAGUGUGAAGAGCAGCUGAUUCAGGCUCAGACGGGAAAGUUUAACGUGCACGUUCACGUGGAGUACGAGUGGCGUCUUCAGAACGACGACAUGGACGAGAGCGAGGACGAGAUGGAGGACAAGCCGAUCCCGAUCCCGACGUGGCGCGAGGAGCGUCCGGUCAGCUGCUUCGUGCCGGGCUGCGGCCCCGGGCAGCCCAACCUCUCCGUGCUGGCCCGGGACGCCGCCUCUCUGGCGCGGGACAAACAGCGGCCGCCAGCGCCGAGCGUGAUGAUCAGCAACGAGACGUACGGCACCAUGAUGGACCUCAACCUGCCUCCACCAGGACCACUGCCUCCACUGCCGCCCAGAGGACCCAACAGAGGAACCGGUAAACCUGUUGUCAUGGAAACGGUAGGAAGACAGCGGUCGUCCUCCGACCCCCCCAACCCUCAAACCCCCGACAGGAACUCCAUGUAUGUGCUCCCAGUGGUUCCUCCUCCUCCUCCUCCAGCAAACAAGAGGGCCACCAUGUUGGAGACCAAAGCCAGGAACACCCCCCUGCCCCCUCGGCCCCCCCCAGUCCCCCCGCCCCCGCCCGUCCCACCACCCCCCCUCUUCAGAGCUCCGCCUGUCCCCCCACCAGUCCCUCUUCACCAGACCACCAAACCAGCCGGACGCAAGUCCCCCAAAUCUCCCACUGGAUCAGAGCAAGGUCCUCCACAGAGACCUCCAGUCAGGGCCGAAUCCAUGGACAAACGAGGGACUAAGCCCAAAUCCCCACACCGUGCAGCUCCCCCGACCCCCAAACCCAGGAGCACCUUCUCCAAGCAGAAGCCUCAGAGAGUGAAAGCCAUAUACAACUGUUCGGCCGAUAAUCCAGACGAGCUGACGUUUACGGAGGGCGAGGUGAUCGUGGUGGAGCGGGAGGAGGACAGCGAGUGGUGGGUCGGUCACGUUGAGGCAGAUCCGACCCGGCGAGGAGCGUUUCCUGUCACCUUCGUUCACUUCAUCACAGAGUGACCCAGACGCCAACGCCAUCGCCAACGCCAACGCCACCGAGACACUGCUGUGUUCAAACGUUUCCUCUGCUGCCCUGCAGGACUUUACAAACUCACAGAACUUCAUUUUAUAUUUUUGUUAAUUAUGGAGUUCAUUGUUCUUUAACCAACAUCAAUUAAAUCAUACUGUGUGUGUGUGUGUGUGUGUGUGUGUGUGUGUGUGUGUGUGUGUGUGUGUGUGUGUGUGUGUGUGUGUGUGUGUGUGUGUCUCUCACCAUUAUUAUUAUUAUUAUUUUAACAUGUUGGUUGAAGGGAAACUCUUUCCAUGUGAGAAUGGUUUAAUAUGAUUUUAUUUUACUCUCAUUUUAACGCAGUGUCAUUAAAAACAUGAAACUACUCCUUUAA